UCCCUGCUGUGCUGCUUUUUUUUUGCGGGGUCCCUGCUGUGCUGCUUGUGUUGCUGAUUUUUUGGUAUUGAAAUGUGCUAAGUCGUUGCGUGAUUCAGUCAAUUCCUUCGUCAGAUUUCAUCACCAAUUUGACGGAUUUGGUUAUAUCGGCAUGAAUCACUUUGGAUUUUUUGAGGGAGUGUAUCCCUGUACCUAUAGGUAGCUCUUCUGUUUUGUCCCUGAAAAAAAAAAUACGUUUUUAAUCGAAAAUUGGGGCAAAACAUGCCGAACGCCGUAUACGUACAGAGCUCUACCGUAUACGUAGACGGAAGCAGACUAAAUAAAAAGUUGACUUUAUUGUCGAAGAAAGAAAAAAAAUAAUCCAGCAACAUGACAUAGAACCAGCCUGAUCUUGAUAGCGUGAGAAAAAGAAAAAAAAAGAUCGAGACUCGACCACGGGCGGACCCGAAGGAACAGCUGGCGUCGAACCCAAACCUGGCUGCCUCGGUCGGUCGGUAGCCUGUAGUACACCGUAUACGUAGAAAAUACGCUACCGUAUGCGUAGCGAACAAGCUACCAUCUACGUAGCGCAGUCGGACCCGAUACAUCGUAUAAUACAGGUCGUCGACGCCCUAAUUUGGCAAAAGCUUUUCCGCGCGAUCGAUCGGAAGAGUUCUCGCGCGAAAAAGAAACCUCCAGCUCCCCGCUCCGCUCGAAUCGCCCCGCCGCCAUGGCGCAUCACCGGCGCCGCAGCUGCCUGCGCCGUGUCCUCACCAUCGCCGGCGGUGUGUCAGCCGGCCUCCUCCUGCUCGCCGGCGGCCAUACCUACGCCCACGGUCAGUUCUUCUCGCCGGGCUCGCUGCCCCUCGGCCUCGGCCUCGGCGCCGACCGCUCGCCGCCCUUCGCCCCGCCGCCCUUCGCUCUCUCGCCGCUGCCGCCCUACCUCCUCUCAGAUCCGGAGGCCGAUGCCUCGCCCCCGCAGCCGGAAGCCGACCUCCCGCGGCGCCUUCUGCCCCUCCACCGCUCGCCGCCGCCCUACCUCCUCUCAGAUUCAGAGGCCGACGCUGAGCCGCCGCAGCCGGAAACCAACCUCCCGCGGCGCCUUCGGCCCCUCCAUCGCUCGCGGCCGCCCUCGCCUUUCCUGGGCUUGGACUCGGAGGCUGAUCGCUCGUACGACGACGCGGAUGCUGUCUUGCUCCCGGACUGGGAGGUUCUUGUCCUGACUGACGCUGAGCCUGGCGCCAAGGCGACGUGCGCCUUCCAGGGCGGAGCGUCGUCCCCGGCGAGCGCGCUCGGGAGGCUGCCGGGGUCGGGCCGCCACGCCUACGUCUGCCCAAUGCCCGAGCCUGCCCGGAGCCUCCAGCCGCUCCAAGCGCCCGUGCUGCUCCCCACCUCGGCUUCCUCUGCCGAUUGCCCUGGCCGCACAUUGCUGAACUGGACUGGCCGGAUCGCGUUCAGCUCUGCAACUCUCGACAGUGGCGAUGUUCUUGUCUUUGCAAAGGGCGUCAACCAUGUUGCUGGCGGUGUCCAAUGCCUGUAUCGCUGCUGCGGCGAGACCCAUGCCGUGGUGGCCUCCUUCCCGGCCAUCACGUCCGUACAGCAGGUUACCCGGUGCCCUGCUCCACCGGUCCAUCUGAACUCCAGGAACACAGAGUUCCGUGUCACCGUGGCAGCCACGGGCGAGGAUCCGAUCCCCGCACUUGCAACUUAUCGUCCACGGCAGAGUGAAAGUGGCUUGCCGGUGGCACCGGAAAAGAACCUGAUUUGUGCAUGCACUAUGAUUCACAACGUCUCAAUGUUUCUUCGCGAAUGGGUGCUGUAUCAUGCCGCUGUCGGGGUGGACCACUUCAUCCUGUACGACAAUGGAAGUAAGGAUGACUUGGCAGAUCAAGUUGCCCAGUUGAGGUCUGCCGGAAUCAAAAUCUCUACCGUUCCUUGGCCGUGGAUCAAAAUGCAGGAAGCCGGCUUCUCCCAUUGUGCUGCAACGCACCAGAGCUCUUGCAAGUGGAUGGCCUUCAUUGAUGUCGACGAGUUCGUUUUUUCGCCGAACUGGGAACGAUCUGAGAAACCGACAAAAUCGAUGCUUGAGGCGAUUGUUCAGGUUGAUCCAGAUGUCGGGCAGGUACAUCUGUGGUGCUUUGAUUUUGGCCCCUCUGGCCAAACAUCACACCCACAGGAGGGUGUCAUCCAAGGAUACACAUGCCGUCUGAAGCAGAUUCUGCGUCACAAAUCGCUUGUUCUACUUGCUGCAGUGGACCAUUCUUUGGAGAAUGCGAUUCACCACUUCACACUGAAGGCUGGUUUCAAAAGUAUACGGAGCAUGCAGGCACGUGUGAACCAUUACAAGUAUCAGGCAUGGCCCGAGUUCAAGCAUAAGUUCAAACGACGAGUGUCCACCUACGUGGCUGACUGGAGAGAUCCGAUCAACCUUCAGUCUGCUGACCGGGCCCCCGGCUUAGGAACUGAUGGAGUCGAACCGGUUGGUUGGGCGCAAAGGUAUUGCGACAUCAAGGAUAACCUGCUUCAGCAAUUGAGCGCAAGGUGGUUCGGUAGUGGAUUGGGAAGUCAGGGAUCUCAGGAUACUUAGGCUUGGCAGUAUCUGUAACCUGCGAUUGUCUAGAAGGAUCCAGAGGCAUUAGAGAUGGAACUGUAAUCUAGUUUAAACUUGUCUCCUUGCCUCCCAGGAUCAAUCUAGAUACCAAUCUGUACAUCGCCUGCCACGUUCGGCACCUAUAAAUAAACAUCAGGCGGCCUCCAAUGGAGCUGUUUCGCUUCAUUGACACCGCGACCGCCGUCUCUGAGGAAUUCCUGUCCUGCACUGACAAGGAUGGGAAGCAGCACUGACAAAUCAUUUCAUAAGGUUCACAGGAUGGCAAUUUAAGUUUGCUGAAGAGGCCGGGGGUAAUCCUCCUUUUCCAAAAAGAAUUCUAGGUUGUCUUGAUCUAGAGCUUCUAUCGCCUCUUCAACAAUCUAUUGGCAUAAACUCUUAACUUUUACCUGAAGCUGCCCGUCAAAUAUCUCUAAUAGUACAUAUACCUGACAUUAUCUGUCAUGCGUACUGCAUACUGUUUGGUUUGGUAUCACUUCUGCUCCAGGUAGGAGAUCUUUGAGCAGGACACCAUGUACAAAAGGUUUGGUACUAAUUCUUGAAAAAAAUCGUGCUUUUUGCAGCACCAUCCUGUUGAGCCAUGAGAUCUGAACCAAUGAAUUCAGAUAACAUCUACCAUGUUUACGGAUCACUACAUGUUCUGUUGUUUGCUACUUAAUUCUCAAAAAAAUCAUGCCUUCGCAUCACCAUCCUGUGGAACCACGAGGCCUGAUCCAAUUAUUUCAGAGAACAUGUACUAUGUUUAUGGAUCACUACAUGUUCUGGUGGAACAAGAUAUGCAAGGGUCGCAACUCUAAAAAAGACUUCUGUUGUUGGAGAAGGAAUUAAUCCAUCACAGUGCUCCCUAAGAGGGCACAAGCUGCUGCUAUGGUUCUUGAAACGACAUCAUUCUCUGCAAUCCAGUAACAUGGGAACCUGCUCAGGAUGUGCCAGGUAAGAUCAUUUCAAAGCAGAGGGUGGCAAAUUUGAUGCAGUGAUUGCUGUCAAAUGGGCCGAGGUAAUUCUUUCCUGCAGAUAUGCUAUGGAUAAACAUGUAACAGUCCAUUGUUUUUACUGAUUAUUAUGUUGUCCUCGAAUGAUUCACAUCUCAGAAUUUGUAAUGUACAGUAGCUGACAUGAUAGUAUCAUAUUAUUUUACUGUGAAAAAACCUUGAAUAGUUAUAAAGAAAUACUCGGUUCAA
Messenger RNA from Triticum aestivum (bread wheat), 3768 nucleotides. Its product is annotated as glycosyltransferase family 92 protein Os08g0121900. Gene Ontology annotation, molecular function: glycosyltransferase activity. Gene Ontology annotation, cellular component: cytoplasm. The transcript is spliced from 8 exons. NCBI's taxonomy places the organism in Eukaryota, Viridiplantae, Streptophyta, Magnoliopsida, Poales, Poaceae. The record is from RefSeq and is a predicted model, not a curated record. The coding region runs from base 710 to 2566 and encodes 618 amino acids.